This is a messenger RNA of Amoebophrya sp. A120, 952 nucleotides long. The record is from the annotation of a GenBank genome assembly. NCBI's taxonomy places the organism in Eukaryota, Dinophyceae, Syndiniales, Amoebophryaceae.
CCUGCAUCUGCACAGAUACAGAACCACAACCACCUCCAGCUUCUGUACAAGGAAAAACUGACGAAGCGCUUCAUCGCGAAGUCGAUUCACUUCCGCGAAGAGAUGAAAAACGAAAUUGAGCUGUUGAACUUGAAGCUGAAGGCAUACCAGCAGUCUGACCACAUCGAGGAGCAGAUCAAGAAAAUGAAGGCGGAAAAGUUGGAAUUGGAACAACAGAAAUCCCUGAAGGAGAAACGGUUCGCGGAGGAGGUCAGUCUACCUUUGAAACUCCAGCAGAUGACAGAAGAGUCGGUCGUGUUAGAAUCCGAGGCAAAAAAGAUGCGGGCGUUGCUGUUGGAGGAAGAAAAAUUGUUCAAGAAAGUGAGGAAGGGACUGGAGUUUUUAAACAUCGGGGUGGAUGGCAGUGGGACGAGUGUUGGCGAUAAAAAUUCGAGUAAGGAGAAAGCUGCGAAGAUUAAGGGGACGACGACCGCGAAGGAUGGUGUCGUCUCACCCGGAAGCAAAGACAGCUCUACUUCAACUGUGCAGUUGCAUCAAGGUAGUGGUGGUGGUGAUUCUAACCACGAGCACAGCUCAACGUUCACAUCCUCGCCAGGAGUAGUUUCCGGCUCCUCGAAGACCAAAACAGGAAAAAGUACAGUGACUAAAUCGGAAAACGUUUUACUUCUAAAAACCUUUCGGUUUGUUCAGGACACGAAGUAUUGCCUGAUCGCAAUUUUCUACCGGGAAGACCGGGACCAUCUGCUUCAUCAGCAAAAGGAGCAGCGUAAUGUGAAUGUCGACGGCACUGCGCUGCCUGUGGCGGUCGCGGUUUCCAACAUUGGCACAACAAACGAAAAGGAAAAUCUUGAUCUUCACGCAACAUCAGAGAUGAGUUUUGGGCAGCACCAGCAGCAGCCUCAACAGCAGCUCCACCAGCCGCAGUCCUCCAAGCUAAAUCAAAACGUCUUCA